Hyalella azteca is the source of this 4001-nucleotide messenger RNA. RefSeq lists its product as uncharacterized. Lineage: Eukaryota; Metazoa; Arthropoda; Malacostraca; Amphipoda; Hyalellidae. Gene Ontology annotation, molecular function: ubiquitin conjugating enzyme binding; zinc ion binding; ubiquitin protein ligase activity. Gene Ontology annotation, cellular component: cytoplasm. The transcript is spliced from 2 exons. The record is from RefSeq and is a predicted model, not a curated record. Gene Ontology annotation, biological process: proteasome-mediated ubiquitin-dependent protein catabolic process; multicellular organism development. The coding region runs from base 110 to 2722 and encodes 870 amino acids.
GAUCGACUCCAGUUCUGGUCCUGCAUUGUCUUCCGAGUCACAAGAUAAGUUCAAUGAGCCGAAAAAAAAUUUGGACUUUAGAGAGAACCUUAUUUACUCCCAAAUUUUAAUGAAUACUAGCGAAGGAGCUGUCAAUUUCUCUGUGGACAAACAAGAUUCAGAAUUCGUCGAAACCGUCAGUAACCAUUUACGUUCUAAGUCAUCCUUGUGUGGAGAGGAUGAAGAUAAAAACGAUAAUUUAGACAAAGAGAUUAUUGUUGCUGAACGAGAAAUUGGAGAAUUGGAAAGUCACGCUCUUACCGAGUCACGGUCAAAUAGCGAAGAAUCGGAUUCAUACAAAUCAUGCGUAAGCGAAACAGAAGACCCAGCUUUGACAGCAACAUCUAACAUCUUUUUAAAACAUGAAACUCCGCCUCCUCAGUUGAAAGUUCACCAUUUUUCAAAACAAUCAAUGUACGGAAAUAUCGCGAACAGGGAUGUGCUUAUUACUUCAAAACAAAUUAAGAAAAGUCAGGAAUUGAAAAUAAAAAGCGAAGGCGCUUCUUCAAGCAGACUUAUAUCUCAUAAACCAGAAAAUCACUUAACGAAAUUGUGCACAGCGUCUCCUAACAAGAAAGUCAAGGAAAGUGCUUUUUCUACGACAAAAUAUUGCAGUGCUGCUGUAAAUAGCGACAUGCGGAAGGGUUAUGAAAACCAAACUAAUGAAACUUCUUCUCUUAUAGAUAGUGGACGAUUAACAACCUAUACAUAUGAUGCAGGAACGCAAACGGAACAAAAUUAUUUAUUCUCAGAUUUGACGCAGCAGGAAUUCACUGAAGUGAACAAAUAUCACUCAACUUAUCAUGAUGAGAUGAAACAAAACCAUCCAACGGGGAUUGCGGCGUCAUCAGCGUUAUUAAAGUCAGAAGAUAAGUCAAAAAUUAUCACGCAUAAUCCUGUCCAAUUCCAUGCCUAUUGUAACAACCAUUCUGAUAAGACCAGGAGAAGUGCUUCUUCGGCAAUAAAAUACCAAACUAUUUGUGGCAGAACGGAAAAAUCUCGCAACAAAUUACUUACAUGCCCUCAAAUUUUUCCUUCGACCAGCAAUCAACAACUGCUUACCGAUCGAGGGGUUUAUCCUGGAAUCAAAAACGAACUUCAAGGCUUUGGUAUCGAUCGUAGUUACAACAAACAGGAAAAUACUGGAGUGUCGAAGGUAGAAGCCUCUAAUUUUACCUCAGGUUUAUGCAACAAAACCAGUAAGAUUACAUGUAGUGAUAAGCGGGAAGGGUCCCUAACGCGACAAGACUUCCUUCUUGGCAAGUGUGUUGCUGCGUCAGGCAGCAGUCGCCGUCUACCAGCAUCUGACAAGGACGAGGAUAGACAAGCCGCGGGUUCUCACUUGACUGAUGCAAGAGUUGCCCGUGACUCUUCAGCCCACGCGGUUGUUGAUCUCCAGCCCAAAAAGUUGUACACGCGCCAAAAAUUUGACCAUAACUGCAGAAAUGAUGGUAAUAGGGAAAAUUUGAAUUCGUUUUUCGAUUCAAACAGUUAUAAAAAUAUUCAUAUCUCAUCUGGUCACGAAAAGAAAUUACUCAGGAGAAAUUCCGACUUAAGUCUGAGUAAAUCAGGUGAAAGUGUGACUCAGGAAAUAAAUGAAGGCACGAUUGUUUCGCAAGGUAAGACUGGUGUGGUAAAUCCUCAAGUUUUCCUCAACGAGUGGAAAGACGACAUAAAUUUGCAGAGUGACGUUUUUGAAACAGAGUUGAUUGUGAGAGAACGUAAAUUCAAAGGCGGGAAAGUAAGCACUUUGACUUCGAAAGACGAUAUCAAUAUCUUUACUGAUAAUGAUUCGAAGUCAGGAAAACCAACCGUGGUUAGUUCAACGCUCCCAGUCCCUACUGCAAUAACAGUUGGUCGAAGUGCAAGUUUCAACGACAAAUACUUGACAAAAUCGAAGCACGAAUCAAACGCCAGCUCUCUCUUGCGGCACCGGUGUCAUUCUUCAAGUAGUCAGUGUUUGUCUGGCGACUAUUUCCAUUUUCAGAACUUUAGGAGGUUUAUAAGUUCUCCUAAGCGACACAGAACAGGGGACAAAAUGGCUAAUUCCAGUCCGGUUGGAUCAGAGUCCAGUUCUUUGAGCUCAACCAUGGAGAAUAGAAAGAACAAAACGAUCCGACAGAUGGGGACUAACUUUGUCCGUAAAAUAUCAAAACCAUCGAAAAGUGAAAUCAUCUUUAAAAGAACAGAAACUUCUGAACAGAGUGGGGAGUUUCGACGGGCUAUUGCAUCUGCCACAGCUGCCUGUAACGGGAGCAUCGGUGGCGACCCCUCUUUAAUCGCUUAUGAAGAGCUUCUUAAGUUAUUCCUGUGUCCAGGAUGCCAGAUGUUGAUGUCUCCUCCUCUUCCACAGUGCCGGAAAGGACACAUUGUGUGUUCUCAAUGUAAGCUUAAUUCUAAGAACGUGUGCCCCAUAUGCAAACAACGUUACGCCGAAGGCUGCAAUGUCAUGAUGGAGCAGGUUUAUCAUCUGCUCAAGCUACCCUGCCGCUUCUCGUCUCAUGGCUGCACGCGUCUCAUAGUGCAGGCCGAGAAAACGGAACACGAAGCGUACUGCUCGCACAGGCCCGUUAGCUGCAACUACGCGAACAACGGAUGUUCUGAACAGCUGCCGUACUCGCUGAUGCUGGAACACGUCAAGACAUGCGACUUUAAAACUAAUAUUAUCGUAGGAGUUAUUUAGAUCUGUUUUAGGCAUUAAUGAAACCGAUUGUAUAUUUUUAGAGCAACUGACUUUAUGCGGAUCGUCCCAUACAUCAAGACGUUCCUUAACUGUAGGAAUAUUGUAAACGUAUUUAAAUGUCUCAGGAUUUAUGUAUUUCUGAACAUUUUAGCUCUAGUGUUAUGUCUGUUAUCAUUCUUAUGUUAACGUUUCUCCCGUUAAACAUUUUACGGUAAUUUUUCCGAAGGUUAAAUCAUUUAUAGGUCGGAAAGGGCAGGUGGUAACAGUUCAAAGUACCAGGAUUGGAGCAGCGAGUUGCGGGUUCGAUCCCAGCUUCCAGGGACAGUUCUAGUCAAAAUAUACGAAGUUGCCGGGGUGUUGAGAAUAGCAAGAUCGGGAAAAUGAGUUGCGUGUGCGAGACCCCAGUGAGCUGUGAGAUUUAUGCGAUUUCUAGAAUCAGCGACAGGUCAGAUUUGGCCUAUUGCCGUAGUCAACGCCUCUAUUACUUUAGUUGCUUAAGUUCCUUAUUGACGUUGAAUACAUCCUCAGGCGUGAGAAAAACAUCCCUAUCAUUUGAUAUCGAACAAAAUAUUUAAGCCUCUAAUGUUCUGAAAGAUGUCUGUGUUAUUUAACUUACAUUCAUAGGUUUUUCAAAGAAUCAAUUCGUAAAGAAAUUUCAGUUUACACACUAAGUUAGCUGGAUAUAAUCAAACGUUGGGUGCAAAUUCCGUAGAUUACUGGAGCACGCGUAAUUUUCAUUAUUAUUUUAUUAUUAAGUCAUGCAUUAUUUUCACUGUAUUUAUGUGUAAAUGUUUCAUUAUCAAAUAAUUUGUGUUCUCUCCAUUGGGCUCAUUAGAUUCAGUUUCAUUGAUGAAGAAUUAAACUUGAAAAUUCCCCCAAGCCUAGAAGUUUAUUCACAUUGCAAUGGCAAACAUGCUAUCCGAAUUUCACAAGUGUCAUUUCAGCCACUUCUGAAAUAGAAUCACUGUAAUUAGAACAGAACACGGGAGAUAAAUAAAAAAUUCUGAUGCAAUAAAGCGAAGGCAUAUCAAGUCGUUAAUUGAAGACGGUAGUCUCGCAACCAAGGAGCCUGACGACGGCUGAAAAAAUAGGCUUUUAAACUAAACGAAAGUUAUGUUGUCAGAGCCGGCGAAAAAAGUAAGAAAAAGUUAAAACUAUGAUUUAGGGAGGCAGUGAGAUUGUUUAUUACAAACAUAAUCUGAAGGAGUUAGAUCUCCCGACCGUCCAAAUACAGUUUUGGAAUUCGUAAGUUUACAAAAAUUUACUCGAAUAAUCCUGG